Carassius auratus (goldfish) is the source of this 2343-nucleotide messenger RNA. RefSeq names its product histone-lysine N-methyltransferase 2B-like. Lineage: Eukaryota; Metazoa; Chordata; Actinopteri; Cypriniformes; Cyprinidae. The transcript has 3 exons. The record is from RefSeq and is a predicted model, not a curated record. Bases 573 to 2255 code for a protein of 560 amino acids.
UGGGCAAAAUAAUUUUGAUUCAUUUUUAAAAAAUACUUCCCUUGAUCUGAGCGGUACAAGACUUGGUUACUUUUCCUAAGUUUGCCUCCUGAACACACACUAAUUUGUUUGAUUCAAUUCUACAAUGUUAAGUGGGUGAAAAAAAAAAAACUCCUUAAUCUUGUAUUUGGGUCAAAAAUGGGCACCCAUAGAAAUGAAUGGGAAAAACUGUAAUUUAGAGCAUUCUUCUUGUUUUUUUUUUAAAAAUAAAUUAAUAGAUCCAAUACAAUGCAUAUCUAACAUACACUCAAAUGAAGAGCUGAUCCUGUACAACAUUCUCAUCAUGGCAAAAACUCACAUUCAUACACACACACACACACAAACAAUGUAUUCAAAGAGCCUGUGACAGAGCUGGGCUAAUGUCUGACCAUGUUUUUUGGUAUGAUCCAAUCAUCCACCUGGCUCAUCACCCUCUCUCUCCCUCUCACACACACACACACACACACACACACACACACACAUACACACUCACACAGACACACACACACAAUGCAUUCAAUGAGCCUAUGACAGAGCUGGGCUAAUGUCUGACCAUGUUUUUUGGUAUGAUCCAAUCAACCACCUGGCACCUCACACCUUCAGAGUCAGAUCAAACUGCUACUGCAAGGGAGACACCUUUGAGGGCACAACAGUGUGCAGCACAAGAACGGGCGGCACUAGAGAAACUCCCAGAAGCAUCAAUGAUGAAGGCAGAUGAAAGUGAGGCCUUCGACUUCACUGCCCAAAACAAGAAGUGCAAAAAGAGACGCCGCCAGUCUGGAGAGAAAGAGAAGAAAAGACAGGUGAAGAGAAAGGUGAAGAAGGAGAGAGAGAUGAAUGAGGGAGGAAGUCAUAAAGACAAGGCUGAAAAAGAAAGCGAGACAUUUGGCCUUGAAAAGAUAAAGGAUAGAGGACAUGUGCCACAGAAAAAAAGAGAGUCUGCCAAAUUCAGAAAGAUGCAGAGUCUAGAAAAUGUGAUGGAGGGAGGAAGUAGGCAUAGAGAGGCUGGAGAAAAGAAAAAGAAGAGGAGAAACCAGAAGGAAAGAAGGACCACUGAGCCUACUCCACUUCUUGUGGAGGUCAAACCUCAGCAAAGUCUAGUCAGUCCUCCAGUGAGAUCUUCCUUCUUGAAGCCAAUAGAAGGAGAAUUUCCAUUGCUUCCAAGUGUCUCUGAAGACCUUCCUUUACCAGCUGCUCGCUUCAAACCCUUGCCGCCAGUGACCAGACCGCCCAUGCAUCCUCAAAAGCCAGAGACUGCACCAGAGGAAGUGUCCUUGCCAUGUUCUCUUCUUCAAGUGGAUCCUCCCAAACCGUUGGCAGCACCAGAGGAAGUGUCCUUGCCAUGUUCUCUUCUUCAAGUGGAUCCUCCCAAACCGUUGGCAGCACCAGAGGAAGUGUCCUUGCCAGGUUCUCUUCUUCAAGUGGAUUCUCCCAAACCGUUGGCAGUUCCUCCAUGUUCCACUCCAACACCUGAUGAACUGUUUUGCCUCCGACGCAUCCAAGUCAGUCCUCCCAAACAACUGGUGGUUUCUCCGAGCUCCUCUCCUGUAUCUGAUGAAGUUGUUGAUCUGCAACGUUCUUCAGCUCCAGUGUGUUCUCCCAGCUUGAUGAAGGCUCAGCCGUCCACUUCUUCCCUGUUUGAGCCGCCUCCACAACUCAUGCUCAUCGACAUAGAGGAUGAGGAGACAGAGUACGUGGAGUACACGGGGAAGACCAUUCGGGCCUGUGACUUACCCAAGUCUGAACUCCCCCGACCUCAGGAGGCUGAAAUGAAACCAAGACGGAUGGUUGCUUGGUUGGAGAGUGACUGCGACAUGCUGGAGGAAGUGUGGGCAGGUGAAGUGGUGGAGGUCCAGGGAUUUGAAGAUGUGAAAGAUAACACUGAUGAAAUGGGAGACUCCAAUGCCAUAGAAGGGACUUUGGAUGACUCCUCUCAGAAAAAGGAAGAGUUGGAUAAACACAUGAUGAAGCUGUUUGGUGUAGCCUCUCCUGAAGGUCCCAAGAAUGAGACCCAGCACAAUGUGAAUGUCCAGCAAGAGACAAAGAGGAAAAGAAAAUUGCCACUUGUUCUCUUCAGCUGGGCAGAAGAGAAGGCCAAGAAAAAGAAGGAGAAGAAAAUACAGAAGGAGAAGGAGCGAAGAGAAAAGGAGUUGCUGCUUGAACGCUACAGGAACGAUCCAAAACUGAAGCACUUGUUGAUCAACAAGCACAACUGCAACUACUGCUCCUCUGAGUGAAGAUCAUUGUCCCUUCCCAAAACAUCCUCUUCACCUUUAACCUACAGCACAAUUCUGUGUACAAAUAAAAAAACUGUGCAAACUAAAA